CAGCAUCAGUUGAAAUAUUUCUAGUGAUUCUUUUAGAAGCAAGUUUCGUUCGAUCGCAAAAGUUUGAUUUUCUAAGAUGAUUUUCCCAGUGGUCCUUAUUUCUGCCUUUUUCCUAAUUUCCACCUCCGUGGGAUCUGAAGAAUCCUGCUAUCUGUCGGAGGAGCAGGAGGACCAGUGUGCUUCCGUGUGCUACCCUAUCGUCAAGCCACUACUUCGAUAUUUUGAGAAAAGUAAGGAGAAGGAUGUGCAGCUCCUACAGUGCAAGACAGACUACUCAGAACUUCAGAAACGAUAUUCCGAGUUGGGACUGGAAAAAUAUGACCAGAUAUCAAAAUGCCAAAAGGAUUAUUCGGACUUGGAGAGAAGGCACUCAGAAGUGCAAGAUAAAUAUACGGAUGUGCUGAGUAAACUUAACGACAUUGAAGUUAAAUAUGAGAGGUUACUUGCCAAGCAGCAGGAAAGUGAAAAUCUUAACGCCCUAAUAAAUCAAAAAAAUAAAGAAAUCGAGCUACUUAAAGAGCAAAAUAGGGACCUAAAGAAAACAAAUGAGCUUGCAACGUUGACAAAUCAGUUCCGCGAAAACAUCGAUAGGUUGGGAGAAAUAGUAAAGAAUGGAGCAAAUAUUUUAACAGAGUCGACUAAUAAAACAAAAGUAAAUACUGGAGGGGUCCCUACAACUCCACUGCCUAGUAUCAGUGAUCCGACGACGCCGAAAACAGAAAUCAUAGAUCUUCCAGAUCCUUGUCCACGAAACCAAACGGAAUACGAAGUCCUUCGCGAAAUCCAACUUCCAGGCUCAGACCCAAACAUUGAAUCGCACGUAUAA
Drosophila bipectinata is the source of this 826-nucleotide messenger RNA. The record is from RefSeq and is a predicted model, not a curated record. NCBI's taxonomy places the organism in Eukaryota, Metazoa, Arthropoda, Insecta, Diptera, Drosophilidae.